This is a messenger RNA of Pollicipes pollicipes, 3521 nucleotides long. Its product is annotated as cell division cycle and apoptosis regulator protein 1. Gene Ontology annotation, cellular component: nucleus. Lineage: Eukaryota; Metazoa; Arthropoda; Thecostraca; Pollicipedomorpha; Pollicipedidae. The transcript is spliced from 24 exons. Gene Ontology annotation, biological process: regulation of DNA-templated transcription. The record is from RefSeq and is a predicted model, not a curated record. The coding region runs from base 1 to 2958 and encodes 985 amino acids.
AUGGACGUGCCGUACGGGCUGCAGUUCCAGGCGGCGCAGCAGCAGGCGCUGCUCUCGCAGGCGGGCUCGGUGAGCCUCGGCGCCCCCGGCAUCGCGCUGCCCACCACGCUGGCCACCACGCAGGGAUAUGCGGCGCCGGUGAUGACGGUCGGCUCCGGAGUGGCGUACCCGACCGCCCGGAACCUGGGUCCGCCAGCCUCCGCCUACCCCGGCCAGCAGCUGAUGCAGCAGCAGCAGCAGCAGCAGCCGAAGCAGCGAGUGUUCACGGGUACCAUCACCAAGCUGCACGACAACUUCGGCUUCGUGGACGAGGACGUCUUCUUCCAGACCAACUGCAUCCGCGGCACGCUGCCCAAGGUGGGCGAGCGCGUGCUGGUCGAGGCCCAGUACAACGCCAACAUGCCGUUCAAGUGGAACGCUACCCGCAUCCAGCUGCUGCCGAACCAGGGCGGCGCCGGCGGCGGCGGCGGCGGCGGCGCGAUGGGCGCCGUGCGCAGCCAGGCGGUGCUGACCCGCGGCCCACCCCAGGUCAUGGCCGCCAAGAGCGCCGGCCCGGCCUACAGCGCCGUGCCCCCGCCCAGUGAGCAGAUGCCGCAGCAGUCGAGCGGGCGGCGCCGCAGCCGCAGUCCGCGCCGCUCCAGGUCGCCGCGCCGCCGCGGCCGCGCCACGCCCAGAUACUCGGUCCACGUGCCCAAGGUCACCAUGGACAUGUCGGAGGCGGCUGUGCUCACCCUGAGGAAGCGCUACACUAACCUGUACGUGCCAUCCGACUUCUUCCUGUCGCGCUUCCUCUGCGCAGAGACGUUUCCGCUGCACCGUCCAUUCCAGCUGGCCUCGCCGGUGUCGUACCACGUGAUGAGCAAGGACGUGGACCCGGUGGCCGAGAACACCGCCGUGUACGAGCCGCCCGACGUGGACUACCGCUUCUGCGCCAAGGUGAUGCUGCUGACCACGCCCACGUGGGAGGAUAUCUGCCGCAAGACCUGCAACCUGGCCGAGGAGGACGUGGACGAGGACAGCCUGGUGCACCCCUCGCGCGUUAUCAGCUUCCUUGUCGGACUGCGCGGCAAGAACGAGACGAUGGCCAUCGGUGGCCCGUGGUCGCCGAGCCGCGACGGCGCCGACCCGGAGGGCGACCCGCAGGUGCUGAUCCGCACGGCCGUGCGCACGUGCCGCGCGCUCACCGGCGUCGAUCUGUCGCAGUGCACCAAGUGGUACCGGUUGGCCGAGAUAUUCUAUCGCCGGGGGGACAAGUCCACAGAAACGGUGGUUCUGUUCCUGCCGGACACCGCGGCGCUGGUGCCCUCUCGCGUCGACUGGGAGAAGCAGCAGGCCACCUAUCAGCGUCAUUUGGAAGCCAAACUUAACCCGUCGGCCGCCGCACAGGAUGAGAAGGACGAGGAGGGCGACGGCGAGGUGGCGACCAAACAGGAGCCCACGCGCUGGACGGAGCUCGACCCGAAGAGCAUGAAGGUGGCCGAGCUGAAGCAGGAGCUGGAGCUGCGCUCGCUCAGUCCGAAAGGCCUCAAGUCUCAGCUGAUCGCGCGGCUCACCAAGGUGCUGAAGACGGAGGAAGAGCGCGAGGAGGAGGAGCGGGUGUCGGGCGCGGCGGCCGCCGCCCAGCCGGCGCCGGCACCGCCGCCGGCGCCGCCAGCGCCGGCACCGGCCACCGAGCCCGAGCCGCCCGAGGACGAGGAGGCGCGGCGGCGGGAGGAGGCCGAGCGGCGGGCGCUCGAGAAAAAGUACCAGCUGCCGGACACGCCGCAGGUGGUGGUGCACCCGCACAGGACGGCCAAGUCGGGCAAGUUCGACUGCACGGUCAUGUCGCUCUCCGUCCUGCUCGACUACCGUCCCGAGGACAACAAGGAACACUCGUUCGAGGUGUCGCUGUUCGCCGAGGUGUUCAACGAGAUGCUGAUGCGAGACGCCGGCUUCACCAUCUACCGGGCGCUGGUGGAGGCACCCGACAAACCGCGCGAGGAGAAGAAGAGCAAGGACCAGGACAAGGAGAAGAAGGAGGCGGCCGGGGACGAGGACAAGAAGAAGGAGGACAAGGAGGAAUCGGAGGAGCGUGACGACGACGAUCACACCUCCAGCGACGCCAACAUGUACACGGCCAACAAGGCCCUGCUGAACGCCUUCGCCUACUUCGACACGUCCCACUGCGGCUACGUCGUCGAUAAGGACCUGGAGGAGAUCCUGUACACCAUCGGCAUCGGCCUCAGCCGCGCGCAGAGUCGCAAGCUGGUGCAGAAGGUGGCGGAGAAGGACGCCGUGCCGUACCGGCGCCUGACUGACCGGCCGGUGCCGGAGGACGGCGAGGAGGAGAAGCCCGAUCCCAGCCGGCAGGCUGACGUCACCACUCUGGCCAAGGUGAUGGUGAUGUUCGAGGGCAGCCUGGUGGACCUCUCGUCGCUGAUGGCGCGCGUCCGGCGGGCCGACACCACCCUGCAGCGGACGGAGAGUCGCAUGUCGGAGCUGCAGGAGGAGGUGCGCACCGUCCGGGAGGAGGCGGCCGGACUGCGCUCACAGGCGCAGACGCUGGACCGCGAGCUGGAGGCGGCCCGCAGCCAGGCCACCGGCCUGGAGCGCGAGCUGACCGGCAGCAGGGAGACGGUCGGCAAGUACGGCACGGCGCUGGACGCCGUGUACGCGGCCGUGGCGCCUCUGGUGGCCGAGGCCGAGAGCAGGAAUGCCGAGCAGACCAAGGCGGAGGCGGAGAGCGACGGCGAGGAGAUGCCGGACGCCUCUCCGGCCAGCGAGGCGGCCGCCGACGCCAAGCCGGAGCCCAAGCCGGACGACAGGUCGGACGCCAAGGAGGCGACGCCGGAGCCGGCGGCGGGCGACGCCAAGCGACGCGUCAAGCCGGAGACGCCGGACGCCAAGCGACGUGGCAAGGCGGCCAGUCCCGAGCCGGCCGCCAAGAAGGCCAAGGUCGAAAACGGCCAGCCGGUCUGAGCGCCGCGCGGUGGGCGCCGACUGCGCGGAGUGGGAAGAGGCGGCCGCAGGAGUGGGGAGUGCGCGGUCGCUGUCAACUUUGGUGCGUGACGGCCGCCGGAGUGUGGAGUGUGGCGGCUGCCGGCGUGGAGAGUGCGCGGCCACCAGAGUGGAGUGUGGCGGCCGCCUGAGUGGAGUGUGAAGGCCGCUGGAGUGUGGAGUCGUCGGGGGGCCGUCCGGCCGGCCGGCUGCAGUGCUGGUGGCUCUCGGAGCGGCAUUGGCCACAGUCGGAGGGCGCUGUGCGUCGCGCGCCCCUGCUCUGUUCGCGCCGGCGCCCCGUCCGGCGCCGCGUGCGCCGACAUCUGACCUCGUCCGGCGCCGAGAGCGCCAGACGCCCGGCCUGUCGGCACCGCGGCGGUGACCUGUGACCGAAGUCGGGAUCCUGCCCCGUGUGAGGAGUGCGAGCCUCGCUGGGUCAGGGGUGCGUGCGUGCGUGUGUGUUUGUGCGUGCGUUGUCUCACCAAUGAAAUCCCGCCCGGCGGUGCGCGUGCGUCCGUGGUUCCAGAUUGUCUGCUCUUUGGCCA